AUGGGAAAUUGGCAAGAGAAAGUAGCUCAGAAGAAAAGAACAACCUUUGAAAAGAUCCCGAAAGCUUGGGUUCAAGAUCAAAUCCUUACUGAUUUCAGAGACAGGCCUUACUCUCAGGUGUCUACUUAUCUUGAUGAAGUUUUGCCAGAAUCAGAGAAUGAAAUUACCAAACUCACCGCUUGCCAGAUAGCCACUAAAGUUGCUAGGAGAGAGCUGACAAGCUCCGAUGUUUGCUAUGCCUUCUGUCACCGAGCAGCGUUAGCUCACCAGAUUUUGAACUGUUGCGUCGAAAUAUUCUUCGAAUCUGCUCUAGAGAGAGCCAAGGAGCUGGACCGGAUCUUGGAACAGACUGGCGAGGUCGUUGGACCACUCCACGGUGUGCCCAUCUCUCUUAAAGAUCAAGUUAAUUUGCCAGGCAUCGAAACAACGAUUGGAUACGUUUCUUACAUAGGAGAAAAAAGCCAAAAGAAGUCCCUUCUUGCGAAGGCUCUGGAGGAGAAGGGCGCUAUUUUCUAUGUCAAGACUGCUGUUCCAACUGCAAUGCUUGCAUCGGAAACCGUAUCGAAUGUGCAUGGUAUAACCCUAAAUGCGGUCAACAUUGAGUUCUCCAGUGGGGGUAGCUCUGGAGGAGAAGGCGCCCUCAUAGGGGCGCGCGGCUCUCCUCUAGGAGUUGGAACGGAUAUUGGUGGUAGUAUACGUAUUCCUGCCGCGUUCCAAGGCCUUUAUGGCCUGCGGCCCUCGAACGGCAGAAUACCUUACAUGGACGUCACCAAUUCUUAUGCAGGGCAAGAAAUUAUUCAAUCAGUAAUUGGCCCUUUAAGCGCCUCCCUUGAAGAUCUGCAGCUUUUCACGAAAACUGUCGUUGACUCUCAUACCUGGGACGAGGAUCCCAAAGUUGUCCCCAUUCCUUGGAGAGAUCAAUCUUCUCUUCGCCAACGUAAGUUGAGAAUAGGUUUGAUGCUAUGGGAUAAACUUGUAAUGCCUCACCCGCCUGUCAUCCGCGCAUUGAAAGAGACUUGCCAAUCACUUUUGAAAGAAGGGCACGAAAUUGUGGAGUGGGAUUUUCCACUUCAAAAGGAGCUCCUUGAAACUGCCGAUCAGGUAUAUGGUGCCGACUUUUACCAAGAAGUCGAAGAGACUCUGAAACUAUCUGGGGAGCCAAUACUAGAAUAUAUGAACCUUGCUAGAAAGAGCUGCUUGAACGGUAGAGCCGAUCCUCAGCCUUUAUCUAUUGCUGAGAGUUGGGAGCUCGUAAAGAAGAAAAAUUUCUUUAGGGAGCAGUUUUUUAAGAAGUGGAAUGCAAGUGCCGCUUUAACCCAAGAGGGUGAACCAAUUGAUGCAAUAAUCUGUCCUGUGUGGCCCUCUGCAGCUUUCGGAGCGAAUGAAGUCAAAUUUGGAGUCGAGAAUUAUACAGUCCCUUUCAAUAUGUUAGACUGCGCUUCAGUUGUUUUACCUGUCACCUAUGUGGAUAAGGCUAUCGAUUUACCUGAUGCGACUUAUCAGCCUGCUAACGAACUCGAUGCCAUGCAAUUUGGUUAUUAUUCAGCAGAAAAGUUCGAUAAAAUGCCAAUAUGUAUUCAAGUCGUAUGCAGAAGACUAGAGGAGGAGAAGGUACUUACAGUUGCCUCUAUUAUUCAAGAUGCAUGCCGCUCGUUUGAAGAGCAUACAAAUAAUUAG
Lachancea mirantina is the source of this 1677-nucleotide messenger RNA. The record is from the annotation of a GenBank genome assembly. Lineage: Eukaryota; Fungi; Ascomycota; Saccharomycetes; Saccharomycetales; Saccharomycetaceae.